This is a messenger RNA of Ipomoea nil (Japanese morning glory), 426 nucleotides long. Its product is annotated as agamous-like MADS-box protein AGL62. Gene Ontology annotation, biological process: regulation of transcription by RNA polymerase II. Bases 1 to 426 code for a protein of 141 amino acids. The transcript has a single exon. The record is from RefSeq and is a predicted model, not a curated record. NCBI's taxonomy places the organism in Eukaryota, Viridiplantae, Streptophyta, Magnoliopsida, Solanales, Convolvulaceae. Gene Ontology annotation, molecular function: RNA polymerase II cis-regulatory region sequence-specific DNA binding; protein dimerization activity; DNA-binding transcription factor activity, RNA polymerase II-specific.
AUGAUGCGAGGAACAGGGAAGAAGAAGAUUGAAAUCAAGAAAAUAGAGAAAGAGUCAUCACGAAUGGUGACAUUCUCUAAGAGACGCAGUGGUCUGGUCAAGAAAGCUGUGGAACUAGAAGACAAGACGGGAGCCCGUGUGGCCUUGGUGGUUUUCUCCCCCAGAGAUCACGUCUACACUUACGGCGACAUUCCCGCCAUGUCCGAUCUUGUCGAGAGGAUCACCAACAACACCGGCAUCGUUCCUUACGACGCCGGCCAAAUGCAGGACAACGGUACCGUCGACAAUUCCACUUCGGGUUCGGGUUCGGGUUCAAAUUACAAAAACCUAAUUCACUGGGUCGAUAGUAUCGACAUUGAAGAAUGUAACAAUUUGGAAGAAACCUUGAAGUUGAAGCAAAUUUUGGAAGUCCUUCUGCAAGACUGA